GUUAAGGUUACUCAGACUGCAGAAGGGCAAACACAGCCUCAGUUGAUUAAAAUAUUGCAGAAAGGAGAUUACUUUGGAGAAAAGGCCUUGAUCAGUGAUGAUGUUAGGUCUGCUAAUAUAAUUGCAGAUGAAAAUGAUGUGGAGUGCCUUGUUAUUGAUAGAGAAACUUUUAAUCAAACAGUUGGAACAUUUGAAGAACUUCAGGCAUACCUUGUGGGUUAUGUAGCUACUUUGGCUCGAGAUGAUGAAGAAAGGCAUGCUCAAGUCUCUUCCGUGGAGCGACUACCUGGUGAUGUCUCUUUGGAGAUGAUUCAGUUGAAAGAAAAAGUUACCCAGUUUCCCUCCUCUUGCCCUUUUCAGAACCUGGAAAUUGUUGCUACUCUGGGUGUUGGUGGAUUUGGAAGAGUUGAACUUGUGAAAGUUAAGAAUGAGAACAUAGCAUUUGCCAUGAAAUGUAUUAAGAAGAAGCACAUAGUGGAUACCAAGCAACAGGAACAUAUUCACUCAGAAAAGAAAAUUCUAGAAGAGGCCUGUUCACCAUUCAUUGUGAAAUUGUAUCGCACGUUCAAAGACAACAAAUAUGUUUAUAUGCUCUUAGAAGCCUGUCUUGGAGGUGAACUAUGGAGCAUCCUCAGGGACAGGGGUAGCUUUGAUGAAACCACUACGAAGUUCUGUGUUGGGUGUGUGACAGAAGCUAUUGAAUAUUUGCAUUCUAUGAGUAUAAUCUACAGGGAUUUGAAACCAGAAAACUUAAUUUUGGAUGCCCAAGGUUAUAUAAAGUUGGUUGACUUUGGGUUUGCUAAGAAGAUCAGAGCAGGGCAGAAGACCUGGACAUUCUGUGGGACACCUGAAUAUGUUGCACCUGAAGUUAUUCUGAAUAAAGGCCAUGAUUUCAGUGUGGAUUUCUGGUCUCUUGGAAUCCUUGUGUAUGAACUGCUUACAGGAAAUCCUCCAUUUACUGGAGUCGAUCAAAUGAUGACCUACAAUUUGAUUUUAAAAGGCGUUGAGAGGCUGGAUUUUCCCAGAAUAAUAACCAAGCGCCCUGAGGAUUUGAUUCGGCGGCUUUGCAGACAAAGUCCUACAGAGAGAUUAGGAAAUCUGAAGAAUGGAAUCCAUGACAUUAAGAGGCACAGGUGGCUGAAUGGUUUUAACUGGGAAGGACUCAAGGCAAAGAAGUUAACAUCACCCCUAAAGAGAGAGCUUUCAGGUCCCAUGGACUACAGCCACUUUGACAGAUACCCACCUGAACAGGGAGUUCCACCAGAUGAGCUUUCAGGCUGGGAUAAAGAUUUCUAAGAAGACAAAAUCCUUACAAGGCUAGUAAUGUAAUUGUCAGCAUUCACAGGUUGUCUACAGUGAUUGUACACGUCCUUGUUAAGAGCCCAGCCAAGAGGCAUUGAAAUUGCAUUUAAAAUUCAAAGGACCAUGGAUCACACUCUGAUUUCCUUUGUAAAUUCCCAACACGAAGUAUUGCAUUGUGAAGCUAUGAGAAGCAGAAUGAAGGAGACCAGUGACCAGCAGCUUAAAGCCCUGCUAAAUUACAAUCUAAAUUCCACAUUCAUCUCCUUUGGAAGUGUGUGGCCCAUUUAUUACAUCAGCCUCUAUGCUCUGAUGUGCUUUGCAUAAAACGCCACUGUGAGCAACCUUGGGCCCCAGAGAUGAGAAAUGUAGGAGUGUGAGGGGAACACUGGAAAGAGAAUAGGGUUUGAAUAGCUUCGUGUAGGUCUCAGUGCCCGUUUUUUGUCAUCUUACCAGGUAAAUGAAAUCCGUUCUUAACAGCAAGUGAGUCCUGUAAACUAAAAUGUGCCUCUAAAAUCCUUUCCCUUAUAAAAAUAUGUUAAAAUUAAGUUGUAUUGUUUUUCCGAAAGCAAAAACACAGAU
Molecule: messenger RNA, 1881 nt
Organism: Python bivittatus (Burmese python)
Lineage: Eukaryota; Metazoa; Chordata; Lepidosauria; Squamata; Pythonidae
Source: RefSeq, a predicted model, not a curated record